CAGCCCAGAGACGGAGCGCCCCCAGAACCUCACGCCCGUCCCGGACCCACCCAGGGGUGGCAGGCUACCAGGUCAGUAACCCACGUCCGGACAAUCACGCCUCUUUCAUGCUAUUUUUGUCAUCGCUCUCUAUAUUUCUACAUUUCCUUUAUUUCAUUUAUGAAUCCACAGUGAAUGUGGGACCUAACAUUGUACACAGACCUAAGUCAUCUUGUUUGUGGCAGACUUCAUAUACAAAGACAUGCAUAUCUUGGAACAGUAAAUUACACAAAUGCACUCAAAUGAAGAGUUCAUUUCUUUGCCUCUCUGAUAUGAUUCCUAUAGAAAAAACAUAACUGACAACUAACAUACACAGUAUGUUUUUACAAGGUUUCAGCACUGACGUGCAUUCUUCAAUUUAAAUGGCCAUAAUAACCUGAGCUCUUUUAUUGGGAAUGGGAAUGAGUGUUUCAGAGCGAGGUACAGAGCGUCUCCCUGUCAUCAUGGUUACUCACUGUAGCCAUGGUUACUCAUUGUCAACUGCGUGUGCAGUUUGAGAGGAGAAAGCAUAAAAGGCUGUGCUGCUGUUUAGGCCUGGCAUUACUUUGAGCAGCAUGAAUGAUUUUAAGAAUCAAUAGAUUUAUUUGUAUUUUUCUCAGGUUUCUCUUGAUGGUCUAAAUAACUUUGUUAUGAUGAAUUAUUAUUAUUUAAUUUUUUUCAGAUUAGGCCUAAGUGAGAAAAUGAAGGUCAGACAGAUUGUGAGGAAUAUGUGUGAAUCGUUGACUCAGUGUGUGAGAAACAGAUGGCAACCAUGACUUGUAGCAAUGAACGCGUCAGAAGCACUUCACCAAUUCACCGACCUGAGUUUGUAUCUGAUACAGUGGCCAUUUCAUGCCUUGCUUUAACCGGUUAGCAACCACCAGUUUGUCAGAUCCAGACCAAUCAGCAGUGACAGCUAACAGGUGCUGACGUUGGACCUAAAGGAGGAAUGCUCUGCUGUGAUUGGUCGGACAGAGAUGGGAGUGGGACUUCGCCCCAGAUAAACUGCGGCAAACAGAUGCCUAAAUACAGGCUUCCUUUAAAAAAAAUUUCAUUCAGUCGGGAGAUCGGAGGGUACUGAAAAAACAUCUGGAAGUAGAGCCCCGAACACCCAUGGCUAACGACUAACCUGUGUUCAAGAAACCAGUUUGAGAUGAUCUGAGCUUUAUAACAUGGGGCGUUAUCCUGUUGGAAGCAGCCAUCAGAAGAUGGAUACGCUGUGGUCAUAAAGGGACGGACGUGGUCAGCACCAAUUCUCAGGUAGGCUGUGGUGUUUUGAACAAUGCUCAACUAGUAUUGAGGCCAAAGUGUGUCAGAAAAUAUCCCUCACACCAUUACACCACCUCCAUCAAUCUGAAACAUUGACAGAAUACAGCACUGAUUCAUGCUUUCACAUAGCUUACACCUAAUAACUACUGAACGUUGCAGCACAAAUCGAGACUCGCCAGACCGGUCAAUGUUUUUCCAAUCUUCCGCUGUCCAAUUCUGGUGAGCAGGUGUGAGCUGCAACUUCAGUUUCCUGUUAGUACCAGCUAACCACGGCGCUGCACUUAGCUGACAGGAGUGGCACCCGGUGUGGUCUUCUGCUGCUGUAGUCAAUCUCCUUUAAGGUUCAACGUGCUCUUCUUCAUACCUUUGUUGUAACAAGUGAUUAUUUGGAUUGUCUGGAUUGUGCCUUCCUGUCAGCUCGAAACAGCAUGGCCACUCUGCUCUGGCAAGACACUUUAAUCUCUGUGAGCGACAGAGAACUCCUGAACACAGAAUUUUUUUCCCCAUUUUCAGACUAUUCAGUAAACAUUCAGUAAAGCGAAAGUUGUUUGGGAAAUUCUCAAUACAACCUCAGAUAUUCAGACCAGCCCAUAUGGCACCAAGCCACAUUCAAAGUCACGUUUCUUCCCUAUUUUGAUGCCUGAUUUGAAGCUUCAGCAUGUCAGAACUGUUUUAAUGAGUAGAUAAGGAGGUUUGCCUAAUACAGCGGCCAUUUACUGUAAGCAUUUAGCUGAAUCUGCAACUGAAUUAUUGUGAUGCUUGAAUGAAAAAAACAACCUAUUUCAAACACGAGUUAUAACAAAGUAACAAUAAAUCAACUUGGUAAUAAAUGCAAUAACUUAGUGAAACGUCAUAUUAACAUAAGAUCUGCAGAAACAAAUACCUCAGCUGUGUCUCUUUCAGACUCCUCUAAGCGCGACUUCGGCUGACUUCCUUUGACAGAGGCCCCGAGGACGCGCCCACUGCUCUGUAUGGUUACGUACCUGCGCACGGAGAGCUCACACGACGAGAAGCAAAAUAUUCAGUCGCAAAACAUGGCGAGGUUAAGUGAGCAUGGGAUUCGCCUGAGUUCUAUGAGUCCUUCCUUCCUGAACAGCAACUCCACAAGUCAUACCUGGCCUUUCAGCGCUGUGGCAGAAUUAAUAGACAAUGCCUCAGACCCCGGUGUGUCCGCUAAACAGUUCUGGAUAGAUGUUGUUCAUGAAACGGAUCACCUCUGUCUGUCUUUCAUCGAUAAUGGCAGCGGCAUGACCCCCAACAAACUGCACAAGAUGCUCAGCUUUGGUUUUACAGAGAAGGGCUCAGGUAGGGCCAGUCAGCAGGCCAUCGGGGUUUACGGGAACGGCUUUAAGUCGGGCUCCAUGCGCUUGGGGCGUGACGCGCUCAUCUUCACCAAGAACGGCGGCUGUCAGACUGUGGGAAUGCUGUCGCAGACCUACCUGGAAAGCAUUAAAGCCCAGGCUGUCAUCGUCCCCAUUGUCCCGUUCAACCAGCAAACCAAGUUAUUAGUUGUGACCGAGGAUUCACAGGCCAGUCUGACAGCCGUCCUCGACCACUCGAUCGUCAAAUCCCUGGAGCAGAUACAUUCACAUUUUGACUCAAUUCCCUCCAAAAAAGGCACCAAGAUAUUAAUCUGGAACAUCCGCAGAGCCAAAGACGGUAAGAUGGAGCUCGACUUUGAGACUGAUCCGAAUGACAUUCGUUUGCCUGAGAUUCAGAUCGAAGAGUUGAAGAAGGGGCUGAAGAACAGCGGAUCCUUGAGAACUGAGCAGAACAUCCCAGACAUGCAUUACAGUCUCAGGGCCUACCUCAGUAUCCUGUACCUGAAGCCGAGGACGCAGAUCAUACUGAGGGGGAAGAAGAUUCAGGCCAAACUGGUAGCAAAGAGGCUGAUACACAUUGAGCAUGACGUCUACAAACCCCACUUCAGUAAAGACAAAGUGAAGGUGACCUUUGGGCUUAACCCAAAAAACAAGGAUCACUAUGGGAUUAUGAUGUACCACAAGAAUCGUCUCAUUAAGGCGUAUGAGAAAGUGGGCUGCCAGCUAAAGACUUCAGGCCUAAGAGCGGGCAUCGGCGUCAUCGGCGUCAUUGAGUGCAAUUUUCUGAAACCUGCUCAUAACAAGCAAGACUUUGAGUACACCAAAGAGUACAGACUGACCCUCGGAGCUUUGGGCCUAAAACUCAACGACUACUGGAAGGAGGUGACAGAGAAGAAGGCCAGGGAGCGAGAGUUUCAGGCUCUAGACAAAAAUGAGAAGGAGGUCCAGGAGGAUGUCGAUGAGGGUCCCAUGUGGUUACAGUGUGAAGAGUGUCUCAAGUGGCGAAGCAUCCCUGACGGCUUUUACAAAAUUGCUCCUGAGAGCUGGACGUGCAGCCAGAACCCAAAUUCACGUUACAGAAGCUGCUCGUCACCAGAGGAAACAGAAGAACAUGAGGAGCUGUUAACACCGAGCUAUCAGAAAAGCCACAAGAAACUAGAGUACUCCAGAGGCACAAAGCGAAAAUCAUUAGAGGUGUCUCAGUUACAGGAACAAGUGUCUAAACAUCAAAUCGUCUUACGGAGUUCAUCUAAGCCCACCAGAGUGGAAAACGCCGAGACAAACGCAGAUGAACUCACAGAUCUAAAUGACACUUUUGCGAAUGACGACGCGGAGUCACAGUCGGACACGGACACGCAGGAGGAGGCCGCUGCAAAAGACACAGUCACUAAAAAGAAGAAUGAAAUUGCAAAGGGAGCGUCGCCCAAGGAAAAUGAGACAAGUGACCAGAGGCUUCAGGAUGAAGAGAGCAACAAAACGGAAAACGCAGACAUGGAGACAGAAGAGGAGGAGCACUUAGAAACUUUAAGCCCCAAAAAGGAGUCAGAUUCAAUAUUUUACGGUGUUAAAAAGAAGCGUUACCUUUGGAAGCUUCGCCAGUCCGAUUCAGGAGCUACGGAUAAGGAGUUGCAUUCUGGGAAACAAAGUGAUGUAUUCAAGACAUUAUCCCCAGAAAAAACCAAAAAGGAAGCCAGCAGCUGGGUAGAGAACUCGGACACAAACCCGCCGCAAACCCACACCGGCAACACGUGGCAACACUCACCCCCCUCCACACAGACUGUGAUCGUGCCCCCCCUGAGCCGAACAGAAGGGCAGCAGAGCGGGGUGCUGCCCACGGAAGGGGUUAACCGGGAGGCUAAAAUGCAGAGGCUGGUUGGGUUGGAGAAAGAGGCUGAGAAGCUCCGCAGCCUUCUAGGUCUGGAAAUCACAAAGACAACUCAAGGAACGAUGACAAAUGAUGACAGCGAUGAAAAAAGUCCAACGCAGACACUGGCGAAACCGACGGGACGCAAAGAGGUCGGCUGUCAGAUGGACAUGGCUGAGUGCUCUACUUCAUCCUCUGGCCUUACUCAGGCUGGAGAACUUCACGGGUUAAAAGCUGUGAGUGAGUCCAACAUCCAGCCUGAACUGAGCAGAGCCAGGAAGGAAAAGACUGACAGCCAGUCGAGGACAAGAGUCAGUGACACUGAGGCCUGUGAAGACAACAGGUCUGUGCAGGAGAAUCUGCAUGAAAUCCGCAACAACGUGGUAGUGCUUCUCACGGCCCUCCUGCCCCAGCUGGACCUGACCGGCAUCAGCCUGGAGACCAAUGAUGUAGACAACAUCCUGCAGCAGAUCAUAGAGGUCAACUCCCUGAAGCUAUGAUCAGUACUAAGUCCAGCAGAAGUCAAUUAUUAUUCGUUGUGUUACACAUACUUACACAAAGUUUGGAUCAAUUAAACCAUUUCCUACUUCAGCAUACAGUAUGCAUAUGGUAAUAAUUCUCUUUCUGUUGAACUGGAGAGUAAUGUCAUUCCCAUGUUUUUCAUAUUCCUGGUGCUGCAUGUGGAUUACGUGUAUAAUAAUGAAUGUUAUAAAACCUGGUAAUAUUUGUGUUCCGUGUGGUAAUCAGUUUGCAGUGUUAAAAUAAAAGACAUGUAUCGAAUUACUUUACCUCAGUGUUUUUCAAAUUACAGUUCAGGUGUAUAAAAAAUUGACCUGCACUGAUUACUAUGUCAAGCUGCGAGUGCCAAGAGUUCUUGUUAAGCAAGAGGCUGGGAAAAAGAGGCAAGAGAGAUGCUAAAUACUAGUUUGCAAACCGUUUAUAUAAAGAAAACUAAGAGAAAAAAAAGUUUUAACUUAAAUUCUUGUAAUUAACUGUCAGGGUCAAGUCACCAAGUCUGACUACUCGUACUUAUGAAGCUGUCUUGUACAUAUGGCAAACGGUUGUCACAUCAUUUUGAAUACUUGUGCAGUAUAACCUUUAAGAAACGUAAGCAUGUUGGUUAUGAUGUCGGUCAAAAAAUAUGAGUUUUUUGUCUCAGUUCAUCCAUUAAUUUUUUUAACUAUUGCUUUUCAUUGUUCUGCUUCUUUUGUUGUUGUUUUUUAAGUAGCUAUUUAAGUUGCUGUACACACUCGGUUGCUGAUUUCUAAACAGGAUUUGUUAUGUUUGCAUUAAAAUAUUGAAACCGGU
Messenger RNA from Oreochromis aureus, 5781 nucleotides. RefSeq lists its product as uncharacterized. NCBI's taxonomy places the organism in Eukaryota, Metazoa, Chordata, Actinopteri, Cichliformes, Cichlidae. Bases 2259 to 4973 code for a protein of 904 amino acids. Gene Ontology annotation, cellular component: nucleoplasm; nucleus. Gene Ontology annotation, molecular function: ATP hydrolysis activity; zinc ion binding. The transcript is spliced from 17 exons. The record is from RefSeq and is a predicted model, not a curated record.